This is a messenger RNA of Mustela erminea (ermine), 890 nucleotides long. RefSeq names its product mitochondrial ribosomal protein L30 (gene MRPL30). NCBI's taxonomy places the organism in Eukaryota, Metazoa, Chordata, Mammalia, Carnivora, Mustelidae. The record is from RefSeq and is a predicted model, not a curated record. Gene Ontology annotation, biological process: translation. The coding region runs from base 340 to 822 and encodes 160 amino acids. Gene Ontology annotation, cellular component: large ribosomal subunit; mitochondrion. Gene Ontology annotation, molecular function: structural constituent of ribosome. The transcript has 6 exons.
CGAUUUGAACCAGAUUGAGCGGUGGCUGGUGAGAGGGGAAUGAGUGGCGGAAAGUUUUGCAUUUUUUCUUGGAGUAGGUACGUGGGAACGCUAUGGAGAUGCCGGUUGGUUUUCCUGUUGGAUUCUGAGUUUGCGGGUCGCAGGAGCCUAAAUGGCCCUGGGCCCAUGUACUGUCCCACGGCCUCGCGAAAAGCAAGUGGUCGACCGGAUGCUGUUUCCCAGUUCGCGAGCCCCUCGGUUUGUUGAGCCCGACUCUUGGAGCCCGACGGCCGGGCCGCCUAGGCGCGAGAGCUAGUGAGGAAGGGGAUUCAGCCUCAGAAGAAAACCGUCACCACACUCAUGGCGGGGAUUUUGUGCUCAAUAGUUCAGAGGGCCCCAGGCAGACUCCAAAUGAUGACAAAAGGUAUGGAGUCUCUUAUUUACAUGGAUUGGAUUCGUCACAAAUUUACCAAGUCAAGAAUUCCAGAUAAAGUAUUUCAGCCUUCACCUGCAGAUCAUGAAAAAUAUGGUGGGGAUCCACAGCAUCCUCAUAAACUGCAUAUUGUUACCAGAAUAAAAAGUACAAAAAGACGUCCAUAUUGGGAAAAAGAUACAAUAAAGAUGCUUGGACUAGAAAAAGCACAUACUCCUCAAGUUCACAAGAAUAUCCCUUCAGUGAAUGCAAAACUGAAAGUGGUUAAACAUUUGAUAAGGAUCAAGCCCCUGAAGUUACCCCAAGGACUUCCAGCAGAGGAGGACAUGUCCAACACGUGCCUCAAGAGCACUGGGGAAUUAGUGCGGUGGCAUCUAAACCCCAUAAACCAAGAAGCAGUUAAGUCCUAAGGCUGGAGCAGUUUCAUAUUAAGAAAUGUAAAUCAUUGUGUUCUCAUUAAAAUAUAUUUUAAAUACUA